Paraphaeosphaeria sporulosa is the source of this 1007-nucleotide messenger RNA. RefSeq lists its product as uncharacterized. NCBI's taxonomy places the organism in Eukaryota, Fungi, Ascomycota, Dothideomycetes, Pleosporales, Didymosphaeriaceae. The record is from RefSeq and is a predicted model, not a curated record. The transcript has 3 exons. The coding region runs from base 1 to 1005 and encodes 334 amino acids.
AUGCCUCAUGCUGAAUCGCCAGAGCCAGAAAUCCCCAGCUUCGAUGGCAAGAAGCUGUAUGUGAACGAUGGACUGCUCCAUCCUGAGCAAGUAGGGCCUCUCAGACAAUCUUCUCCAGAUCUUCCGGUUGAGGAGCUUCGCAAGCGUUAUGAAGAAGAUGGCUACGUGUUUCUGAAAGGGCUGUUACCCCGCGAGGACGUCCUGAAGGCCAGAGAAGAGUAUUUCAACAGGCUUGCCCCCAGUGGUGUACUGAAACCCGGAACUGCACCAGUCGAGGGAAUCUUUGAUGAUGGCAAGGAUGCUGCCGACUAUCCUGGUAUAGGUGCCGGCGCAUCUCCAGGGAAUGGCAGGCCUGGAGCUGGUACUGCAGAGGUGUUCGUCGAUCUCGCAUUGCAGGCGCACUACGACGAAUGGUAUAAGGAGAGAUUCUGCAAGCAUCCGGUGCUCAGAGAUGCAAUCGCACGUAUUUCGGGUUGGGGCGAAGACACACUGCCAGUGCGAAGGAGUCUGCUAAGGAACAAUACGCCUGGCAACAAAGCAAUUGGAGUGCAUUACGACCAGAUCUUCUUGAGACACGGAGAGCCAACCAGCUUCACUGCAUGGGUUCCUAUGGGUGACAUUAGUUUGACUGGGGGAGGGCUAAUUUACCUCGAGAAUGGCAAUAGUUUGGGUCGGGAGAUUGAAGCUGACUUUGCCCGGAAGGCGAAGGAGAGCGGGCUUUCAGACGAGGAAGCCAAGAAUGCUUUCAACCAAAAUAUGCUCUCCACAGGCCUACUCGCCGAUGGGCCGAAAGAAUACAGUGAGACGUUUAGGAAAAGGUGGCUCGUGACUUCUUAUGAAGCGGGGGACGUUGUCUUGCAUACGCCGUACACUAUCCAUGCGUCAACAAUCAAUUUCGACCCCUGUAACGUCAUUCGCGUCGGGACGGACCUGCGAUUUGUGAACGGAAGCAGACCUUGGGACAAGCGAUGGGACAAGGACUAUGAGUUCAAUGACGGCGUUUAAGU